Ostertagia ostertagi is the source of this 336-nucleotide messenger RNA. Lineage: Eukaryota; Metazoa; Nematoda; Chromadorea; Rhabditida; Trichostrongylidae. The record is from the annotation of a GenBank genome assembly.
AUGAUUAAUUUAGGCGAUUCCGAGGGAACGGUCCCGCCGUUAUUUGUCUACAUUAUGUAUUUCAUUCACGCACUACCGUUCACCAAUUCAGCCAUUAAUUGGAUACUCUACGGGGCGUUGAACGGCCAAUUGCAGCAGCGAUGUCGACGCACGCGGUCUAUGAAGAGCACAGCUCCAUCAAGGCUGGCAGCGCCAAGUACCAUGAAGUUGACGCCGACGAUGAACGGCUCGGCGACGGCCCUCAAUCCGCCAACGGAAGGACUUCAUAGCACCAGUGAAAAUUCUGAAAUGGUUGACGUCCGACUGCUGACCGUUCAUGAGCCCACUCAUCUCUAG